UGUAAAGAGGCUAGGAAUCAUCAGCAUAAGAAAAAUAAUAGUAUGCCACUAUUACUUAGGCCUACUCACUAAUAUCUAGUUAAGCCAUUAAAUGAAACAUAAAUUUGAAUGAAAAUUAUUUUCAGCAUUACAUUAUUCAGAAAAUGUUACAUUAAUGUCACUUAACAGCAGGAAUAUAACUGGAGUGCCUGUGUAAAAGAAGUGCCAAGUCUACUUAACUAAUUUUGUUUAAAGUUUUUCAAGUUUUUUUUAAAAUUUAUUUUUAAGUAUAAUUCAUUUGAUAUUCAUAGCUUUGAACCUAAUGUAGUGUUUGUGUGUGUAUGCAUGCUUUUUGAUCCAGCAGUCCUGGUACUUCCUGUUUUUGUUAUUCAAGGCUGUUUCUGAAAAACAGUACAGACCUUAGUUUACUUAAUAAUAAUAAUUAGAAAAAAAAAUCAUAGACUGUAAUUCAAACAAAGAAUCUAGGGAUAUGUUACUAAUAUGUCUCCAUUUCAUUGUUCACAUUUGUUUCCACACUGUUUGGAUUCUUGGUAGAAGACUUGCCCUCAUCUGCUUCCCUUGUUGCUGGGCAAGGUUUGUGAUCCUCGUGUCUGAUUGGUUUUAAGCAACUACUUCUUUGAGCCAAUCAGACAGUGAAUUUCACUUCUCUCAGAGGACUGAAGCACUGAAGCAGCUGCUGAUUUUAUUUUUCCUAUGGGGAGAUUAUAUAAAUGUGAGAGCAUGGCUGCAGCAAGCUCCCUCUUGGGUAUGUUUGAAAAAUUACAACGUUCAUCUGUAACUAAAGGGAAAAAAAUGAGGUUUAUUUUUUAAACUUGUUCACUAAGAAAACCUAAUAGGUAGUGAAUUUGAGAAAAAAGUGUAUUCUGAUGACAGAGUUCCUAUUUUUAUUUUACAUUUUCACAUUUAAAGAACUGUAAAAUGGUGUAAUAUAAGAAAAAAGUCCCUUCAGUUUACGUGAAUAUUUAUUUUGCUAUCUGUAUAUUCGCUUUAUUCAUUUAAAAGGUGAGUUCAUACAACCUUUUUAUAACCUGCUGCUAGAGGUAGUUAAGGAGGAAAGGAUGUAGUGAUUGUACUUUCAGCACUUAAUGUAGGUUGUCAAGAAUCAGACAUUUAAAUUUCAUUAGAUGAAUUAAACUUAGUUCAGUGCAGUGGACAACAAGAUGCUUUAUAAUGCUAUCCAUAGUAAACCUCAGAAUACAGAAUACUAUUAACUUUUGGAAUUGGAAAUCAGCAAUAAUGGUAGAUGGGAAUGAAAAUAAUCUUGUUAAUUAUUCAGAUGUAAGGUUUUGCCAGAUUUUUAGUUAUAAUCGUUUUAUAGAUGUAUAACCAAAUAAACCCACAGCUGAUAUCAAGUCAAUUCCAACUGGUAGCAACCCAUAGGACAGAAUAGAACUACCCCAUAGGGUUUCUAAGGAAGUACAUCUCUAAGGAAGCUGAUUGCCACAUCUUUCUCCCGCAGAGCAGCUGGUAGUUUGAACUGCCUACCUUUCUCUUAACAGCCGAGCUCAUAACCAUUGUGCCACCAGGGCUCUAUAGAUGUAUAGACUAUGGAUUAUUUAUUUGCUUUUUAGAAAUUUAUGUUUGGAUUUUGUGGGUUCUAACCCAUUGUGUACAAAAGUAUGUUCCUGUAUGUAUUGUCCUUGUUUGUCUUAUUCUGCAGUACAGAAGUAAUUCAUAUUUCUGGAAAAAUUCAUAGACAUGUAUUAAAGCAAGAUAAGAUGUAAAUUUUAUUUUUUUGUGCAUGUGGUAUGUUUAAUGCAUGUUAGGAUUUAGGAUUUUAUGCAGUGUUCUAGAUUACCUAUAUUAGACAGAGAACCACAUUGAACUCUUGUGGAUCCAGGUUUUGGUUUAUUAAUUAUAUAUACCUGACCUUAUUGUCUGUCUCCUGUUGCUGGGCAGGAAUCAGAAUGCUAGCUGGUGAUUGGCUGAGUUUGUGAGCAGCUCUUGAACAGCCACUUAAAUUUCUUGAGCUUUUUCAGCAAGCAGAUUGUAGGCUAAGACAUAACAGCUUUUGGAAAUACUUCCCUUUGUUGUUUCAUAGCUGUGAUCUGUUUGCUAGAAAGAAGAAAUGGGUGAAUGGAGGACGAUGAAGCAGAGAAAAAAAUAAUGUUUUCACUUAAAGAAGAGGCUCAUUGGGCUUUCCAUAAAAAUAGUUUACUAAAAAUUUGAAAAUUUUUUCCAAGCAUAGAGACUUUUUGCAGAUGUAAUUAUUUUGUAUGUUUGGAGUCAGCAAGGAAAAAUUACUCUGGAAUUUGCAUUCUGCUUCUGUAUGGAAAAUUUUUCAGUUAGCAUGACUUUGGAAUGAUUCAAAAUGGAUAGUAUAGAAGAACCUCAGAAAAAAGUCUUUAAGGCUCGAAAAACGAUGAGAGUGAGCGAUCGUCAACAACUUGAAGUAGUGUGCAAGGUCAAAGAAGAAUUGUUGAAGACUGAUGUCAAGCUGUUAAAUGGCAAUCAUGAAAAUGGAGAUUUGGACCCAACCUCACCUUUGGAAAAUAUGGAUUAUAUUAAAGACAAGGAAGAAGUGAAUGGCAUCGAAGAACCUUGUUUUGACCCCGAAGAAAGUAAAACAGAAUGGAAAGAAACACCCUGUAUCCUAAAUGCUAAUGUUAAAAACAAGCAGAACGAUGAUUUAAGUAGUGAACCUUUAUUUUCUAAUAAUAAAACUCCUGAACCAGCCUCUCAGCUGACUUCUGAACUACCUUCUGGUGUUCUGGCCUCUAGUGAUCUGGCCUCUGGAGAUGCGGCCUCUGGAAUACUGGCCUUAUGUGAUCCUGCCUCUGGUGAUCCUGCCUCUGGUGAUCCUGCCUCUGCUGACCGCACCUCCAGUGAUACCGUCUCUGGUGAACCUGCCUCCAGUGAACCUGCCUCCGGUGAACCCGCCUCUGGUGAACCCGCCUCUGUUGAAUCUGCCUCUGGUGAACCCGCCUCUGAUGAACCCCCCUCUGGUGAACCUGCCUGUAGUGAACCAGUCUCUGAUGAUCCGGCCUCUGGUGAUCUGGCCUCUAGUGAUUUGCCCUCUGGUGAUCUGUCCCCUGGAGCAUCAGCCACUAGUGAACUGCUCUCUGAUGAACUGGCCUCUGAUGAACCAGCCUCUGAUGAGCCAGCCUCUGGAACACUGGCUUCCGAUGAUCAAACAGCCUUUGAACCAAGUACUAUACCAGUUUGUGAAGCAGUUCCUGAAACUAUAGCGCCUAGUAGCAAUAAAGAUGAUAAUUUUCUUGAAAAAAAUAGGGAUGAUGAAAAGUUAGACCAAAUUCAGAGUAAGGACUCAUUUGAAGAGAAAAAUAAAGGUGAUAGUAAUGUUGAUGCUAAUGAAGAAACUCAAAAAACAGAUGAAACAACUGUUUGUUCGAAUCUGUCUUCUGAAAAUGAAAAGAAGGUAGAGGAAGAUGGUAUCCCAGAGCUUGCUCUUGGAGAAGAGGCUAUAUCUAGUAGUAUGGAGCUUGAUCAAGGUGAAAAAAAUGAAGAUGAAAAUUCUUCAGACCUUGCAGAAACCAUUAAUGAAAAUGUUAUAGAAGAUGAUAAAAAUGAGAAUAUGUUAGAAAACACAGAUUCCAUGGAGACAGAUGAAAUUAUCCCUAUUUUGGAAAAACUUGCACCUACUGAAGAUGAACUUACUUGCUUUUCUAAAACAUCUCUUAUUCCAAUUGAUGAGACAAAUCCAGAUUUGGAAGAGAAAAUGGAAGGUUCUUUUGGCUCACCAUCUAAACAAGAAAGUAGUGAGAGUUUGCCAAAAGAAGCCUUUUUGGUCCUCUCUGAUGAAGAGGAUAUUUCGGGUGAAAAAGAUGAGUCUGAAGUUGUAUCACAAAAUGAGACAUGCUCUCCAGCAGAAAUAGAAAGAAAUGAAAAGGACAGCAAACCUGAGGACGACGAGCAAGUAAUACCUGAAGAAGAUGAAAGACCUUCUGAGAAAAAUGAAUUUUCAAGAAGAAAACGUUCUAAAUCAGAGGACAUGGACAAUGUACAGUCUAAACGCCGUCGGUACAUGGAAGAAGAAUAUGAGGCAGAAUUUCAAGUAAAGAUUACAGCCAAAGGAGACAUUAACCAGAAACUACAAAAGGUUGUGCAGUGGUUGCUGGAAGAAAAAUUGUGUACGCUACAGUGUGCUGUAUUUGAUAAGACUUUGGCAGAAUUGAAAACACGAGUGGAAAAGAUUGAAUGUAACAAAAGGCAUAAAACAGUUCUUACUGAACUACAGGCCAAGAUAGCCAGGUUAACAAAACGGUUUGGAGCAGCCAAAGAAGAUCUUAAGAAAAGACAAGAAAAUCCACCAAACCCACCUGUAUCGCCAGGAAAGCCUGGAAAUGAUAUCAAUAGUAAUAAUAAUGUGCCCUACAGAAAUGCAGGCACAGUGAGACAGAUGCUGGAGUCCAAAAGAAAUGUAAGCGAGAGUGCACUGCCAUCCUUUCAAACCCCGGUGAAUACAGCAACUUCAGCCAGUCUUAUCACUCCUCCAACUGUUGUCAGUAGUCAACCUAAAUUGCAGACUCCAGCAACCUCAGGUUCUCUGACAGCAACAUCAGUUCUUCCUGCACCCAACACAGCUACAGUAGUUGCUACUACUCAGGUGCCUAGUGGAAAUCCUCAAACUACAAUCUCUUUACAACCUUUGCCAGUGAUUUUGCAUGUACCUGUUGCUGUAUCCUCCCAGCCUCAGCUUCUACAGAGCCAUCCGGGGACUUUAGUGACCAAUCAACCUUCUGGCAACGUUGAAUUUAUUUCUGUGCAAAGCCCACCUACAGUGAGUGGUCUUACCAAAAAUCCAGUAUCUUUGCCAUCCUUGCCAAACCCCACUAAACCAAACAAUGUUCCUUCUGUGCCCAGUCCUAGUAUUCAAAGGAACUCUCCUGCCAGUGCUGCACCGUUAGGAACAACACUUGCUGUACAGGCUGUUCCAACAGCACACUCUAUUGUACAAGCCACAAGGACUUCUUUACCUACAGUUGGCCCAUCAGGACUCUAUAAUCCAUCAAAUAAUCGAGGUCCUAUACAGAUGAAAAUUCCAAUUUCUGCUUUUAGUACUUCAUCUCCUGCAGAACAGAGCAGCACUACUACCCCAAGAAUUGAAAACCAGACAAACAAAACAACAGAUACUUCUGUUAAUAAGAAAGCAGCUGAUAGUACAUCACAGACUGGGAAAGCCAUAGCCAGUGAUUCAGGCGGUGUCAUUGAUCUCACAAUGGAUGAUGAAGAGAGUGGAACUUUACAAGACCCUAAAAAACUCAAUCACACGCCUGUAUCAACCAUUGGUCCUUCUCAGCCUGUGACUCGACCGUUACAACCCAUACAGCCAGCACCCCCUCUUCAGCCAUCAGGGGUGCCAACGAGUGGACCAUCUCAGACAACAAUACACUUACUACCUACAGCCCCAACCACCGUGAAUGUAACACAUCGUCCAGUAACUCAGGUUACCACAAGACUCCCUGUACCAAGAGCUCCUGCAAACCACCAAGUUGUUUAUACAACUCUUCCAGCACCACCAGCUCAGGCUCCCCUCCGAGGAACUGUUAUGCAGGCUCCUGCUGUUCGGCAGGUUAAUCCUCAAAAUAGUGUCACAGUUCGAGUGCCUCAGACAACUACAUAUGUUGUAAACAGUGGACUAACACUGGGAUCAGCUGGACCCCAGCUCACAGUACAUCACCGACCACCACAAGUGCAUACUGAGCCCCCACGCCCUGUGCACCCAGCACCCUUACCAGAAGCCCCACAACCACAGCGUCUGCCCCCAGAAGCUGCCAGCACAUCUCUGCCUCAGAAGCCACACUUGAAGUUAGCGCGAGUUCAGAGUCAAAAUGGCAUUGUACUGUCAUGGAGUGUCCUGGAGGUGGAUCGAAGCUGUGCCACUGUUGACAGCUACCAUCUCUAUGCUUAUCAUGAGGAACCCAGUGCCACUGUGCCCUCACAGUGGAAAAAGAUUGGGGAAGUAAAGGCACUUCCUUUGCCCAUGGCAUGUACUCUCACCCAGUUUGUAUCUGGCAGCAAGUACUACUUUGCGGUACGAGCCAAGGAUAUUUAUGGACGAUUUGGACCUUUCUGUGAUCCUCAGUCAACGGAUGUGAUCUCUUCUUCCCAGAGCAGUUAAACCUUGGAGCCUUUAUCUCUGUUCCUCUUUCAAAAGUUCUACUUUUUAGUCUGUUUUUAAUCUUGUGCAUGAUACCCACUGUAAAAUCAACAUUCUGCAAGAUUUCUCGAACAGAUGUGUCUAUACACUACAUUUGUUUUUAACCAAAAGUAAAAUAAACCCAGCCUAUAAAGCAAGAAUCUAUUUUCCUGGACAAUUCAGGCUUCAAGGUCUUGAAAUGUAAAUGUGCACCUUGCUUUUAGUUUUCAGGCUGGGAAAGGUUUGUGGGUGUUUGUGUAUUUUUUCCGUAUUUACAUGUUUCUUGCAGUGGAAUCUUCCACUUUCAUUCUCAGAUUUACCUCUUUUCUAGCAAAGUAGAUCAAAGGAUCUGAGGUAUGUAACUGGCAUGAUAUGAUUCUCCUUCUGAGGGAUCUGUAGGAUCAUAGUGAAUGAUUUAUACUGAAUCUAAACAAAACCCAAAGAAAUAAAUAAAAAGAAAAAUGGCUGAGUAGUUUAAAAUAGGUUAAUUUGAACACAGGAAAGAAUCUGUUCAUCUUUUGUCUCUACUGGGUUGUUUAUCAGGUGAAAAAGAUCUGCGAUGGCCCCUUCUUUUCCUCAUCUGGUGUUUUAAAUUUAUUUUGUGCCUUAAAGACUACAAAAAUAAACACGGCCAUUAUGUCCAUUGUUGUUUACUCUUCCCUUCCAGCCCUUCACCCUUCAUUCCUCUCUUGUCUUCAGCAAAUACACCCUUAGUCCCUCAAGUAAUUUUAAACCAAGACUUUUAUAUAUAUUCCCACCUGUGGUGUCACUACAUUUAAUUUCAGAAGUUUGACUUACUAUUUUCUUCUGUAAGAAUAUAUAUGCUUUUAUUUUGGGUCACUAUCUAAAUUGACUCUGUAAAGUGGACCAAGAGAACACCAGAUUGUCUAAGAAACUUUUCCUUCAAACGUGUUUUAUUAUCAAUGUUUUACAGUGUGCUAGAGAUUAUGAAAGAAAUUUUAGUUCACUUUAUCAUCGAAACCUAGCGUUCUUUCAAAGGAAGUGGUAAAAUUCAGAAAGUACAGUAAACUAAAGUAUCAAAGGGAGAGCUCACUGUUCUCUUUAUUCCCUUAUCAAUUUUCCUGUUUUAACCUUUGAACUUUGUUUUGAUGGUGCCAAGUUGAGUCUCAUUUUUACCCUGUGUCAGUUUUGAAUAGAGAUUAAAGUAUACCCUUUGGGGUCAUUUUCUGUAACAAUUAGAUAUAAACUCCUGUGUAACUCCAUUCCUCUUCAAAGUUAAUAGAAUUCAGCUUAAAUCAUGGAUUUUAAUAUGGGUGCCAGCCGUACUGGUUAUCAGCUCAGUGUUUGAGUGUAGAUAGUUUAGGACAGGAGAGCCAGGGUAAGUUUGAGGAUGAGGGUAUGAUGGGGAAUAUUUUUAAAAGAAUUCACAGAGUUUGUGAAAUAGCUUUUCAAGUCACCUGCCCCUUGCCAUACUUGACUUCUUAUUUCUUCCUUCUCAAAAUAAAUUAGUCAUUUAUUUUUCCUGAAAUUGUAGGAGGGAGCUAUCCCUGCUAUUAGUAUUGUUUUGUUUGCAACUUUGAUGGUUUGUAUUAUAUUAGGAAUUAUUCAGAUUAUAAAGUUCUCUUUAGAGAAAGUUCCCUUUCACUAAAGGUCAUGUACUGUCAUCUUAGUUGUGAAGUUUGAUUGAUGCUGAAGAAAGGCCACAGAUUGCCAAAAUGUCAGUGCUCUGAAACCUUCCUUUCACUUUUAAAAAAUGACCACACUGCUAAUUAGGUUUUCAUGACUUAAAUUUGGCAACCAGCUAUGUAGAUGUUUACUCAUUCUAGGACUAAUUUUAAUGAUGAUGGUAAAGAGGAUGUCAGUGUCAUGACAGUGGGCAUUUCGAAAAUGGAGAAAUUGAUGAUCUCCUGGAUGUUUAGGAACACCUGUCUAUGUCUGCAUGUAUAUAAAUUCUUACCUACAAUGGUUUCAAUUUUGAUUGUGUUCAAGAUGAUUCCUGUGUACAGAAUUAGAAAGCUUAUGUUCAAAAUUGUUCUCUGUUGGCCUGUUUCAUGGUCAUGUGACAACCAUUUGCUUACCUAGCCUAGCCCUUAAAAAAAAAAAAAAGCUUUCAUAGCAUUAUAUAAUCAGGUGAGAAGGCCCAGUAGAAUGAAAAUAUUUCAUUAUUUUAGCCUAUAUUGUGUUUUCUCUCAAAGGAAAAAAAAAGAUCUCAAAUAGUAACCUGAAAAAAAAACUUAAAAGUUUUUAUUCCAGAUAGUGGAAGGAAGGUAUAAAGAGACGAUUGCAAUGGUUUAAAGAAAAAGUAUACGGGCUUUUCAGAUUAGUGUGCUGUGGAAUUUAUCGGCAACAGCUGUUUUAGAUAUACUAGAUAGAAGGUACCAGGCCAGAAUUCUAAGCAGUCAUUUGGGGCAGGUUGUAAGGUUGCUGAGCGCUGGCUUUUUAUUUAGCUGUCUCUUUUGGGAGAGAGAAUGGAGGACACAGCUAGAAAUAGCUAGUUAAAACAGACUUUUUAGUAGCAGUUCACACUCCAUGGUACCUUUUUUUUUUUUUUUUUAUCUCACAGUACCUUUUCACAGAGUAUUACAAAUAAGCUCAGUUAUCCCAUUUGGGGAAUACAAGUUUGCAACCUUUUUAGACUGACAAUACUUGUGUAAGUAUUGCCCUGUUGGAAAUCUUGGAAACUUCUGAUACUUCAACCUGAAAUGUAGGAUGUUUAUAUGGCAUUUAACGUUAACGGUCAUGUUUAUUGCUCUCAACUUUGCACUUUGUCAGAGUAAUUUUCACCCUGUUUUAAGUGUGACUAAACCUCUUUUUAAAAUUGUGUUCUUGCCAGUAAAUUUAUAAACAGCAUUCAAAGGAAGUAUCUGUUAACAGUUAACUUUAUGUGAUAACUAUAUCCCUCUAUUUCUGUGGACUCACUUUAAAAAAUAUGCAGGAUACUAUAUACUAUUUAACACAGUGUAAGUUUAGGAGAGCAGUGGAGAGUAGAGCGUUCUCCUUGAAAAGUGAAUUAUUUGUUGAGAGACCAUUUGCUUCCCUACUCCCCUC
This is a messenger RNA of Loxodonta africana (African savanna elephant), 9109 nucleotides long. RefSeq names its product activating transcription factor 7 interacting protein (gene ATF7IP). Bases 2312 to 6082 code for a protein of 1256 amino acids. Gene Ontology annotation, molecular function: protein binding; transcription coregulator activity. The transcript is spliced from 16 exons. Gene Ontology annotation, cellular component: nucleus; transcription regulator complex. NCBI's taxonomy places the organism in Eukaryota, Metazoa, Chordata, Mammalia, Proboscidea, Elephantidae. Gene Ontology annotation, biological process: regulation of DNA-templated transcription. The record is from RefSeq and is a predicted model, not a curated record.